Gilbertella persicaria is the source of this 1257-nucleotide messenger RNA. RefSeq names its product spinocerebellar ataxia type 10 protein domain-containing protein. The transcript has 8 exons. Gene Ontology annotation, cellular component: cytosol. Lineage: Eukaryota; Fungi; Mucoromycota; Mucoromycetes; Mucorales; Choanephoraceae. The coding region runs from base 102 to 1181 and encodes 359 amino acids. The record is from RefSeq and is a predicted model, not a curated record.
CAACACAAUCAGCAACUUGCCAUGUAAACACUAAAUAGUUGUAGUUAGUAUCAUUAAUAUCAUAUAGUCAACAUGGUUGUCUGGACACAAUAGAACACAUUAUGAUUCAGAAAAUGACCAGCCCAACUGAUCCUACAUUGAUUCUUCAGGUGGGCACACAAGCUAUUUGUAAUAUGUUGACAAACAAUUCAACUGCCAUUGCCACUGUAUGGCAUGCAUGGUUAACAGAACCAGAAAGAGGCAUGCUUUGGAGUUAUGUUCUAUCCAAGAGUGAUGAUGGAUUAAUCAUGAGUGCACUUGUGCUGAUCAUUAACUGUAUACGUGGCCAUCAACAACGAUGUGAUUUGUUUGUAUCUUCCAAGUCUGGACAAGAUAUGCUGUCUGCUAUUUUAGGAGAUAUGGAAAGACUCCAUGAUAAUCAAGACAGUAAGAAUUUCGAAUUAGGCUAUACUGUCCUGAGUGAAUUAUUCUCUUUUGGUCAUUUCAAGACAUUGUUUAUACAGGUGGAUGACUAUAGCCAUAAAAUCCCACUGAGUGAUCAUCAGAUCAUUUUACUCAAGUGCUUAGACGCCAAGAUUCACAGCACAGAUGAAUUCCCACCAUGUAUCAGCACGCAUGAAUUAACUUUGCUUUCUCAGACAUUGGCUCAUAUUGGCACACUUCAGAUUACAAAUAAGAAUGAAGACCUUGUUCAGCCUAUUUAUACAGGUAUUAUCCUGAUACUUGAAAUACUGAAUGCCUUGUUUGUAUUGGAUCAACCCCGAGUAAAAGCUUAUUUAGUUCAAGUGAAUGCAGUCACCCUGAUGAUAGACCUGUUGAGGUUUAUGGAGACAAUUGAACUAACUACGACAGAUCAACCUAAAGUUGGUUUUGAUUUCCUUAAAAGAGAAUGCGUGCGAUUAUUAGGUACAUUAUGUUAUAAAGACAAAGAGAUACAAGACAAGAUUCGAACACUAGGUGGCAUCCCAUUGAUUUUAUCUCAACUCAAGAUAGAUGAUAGCAAUCCAUACAUAAAAGAAUAUGCUGUUCUUGCUAUUCGUCAUUUACUCGAGAAUAACACAGAAAAUCAACAAUUUAUUCAAGAAUUAGAACCACAACAAGUGAUUCAAACAAAAGAACUCGCAGAAAUGGGUAUUCAACCCGAGUUAAAAGAAGGCAAAAUUAGUAUUAGAAGAUCAUAAUACCCUUAUUUAGAUUUAGGAUUGGGGUUGUUUGUGUUGCCUUGAAUAAAGUAUAAAAAAAAAAGUUUUUUUUUUU